AUGUCUCAACGUGAGCAGCAGAAACCAGCGGCCUCCACGGCCGUUCAACAGAGUGACAACAUCGCGCACGCGCUGGCGGGUGCCGGAGGUGGAAUCCUGUCGAUGGUUUUGACAUACCCUCUGAUCACUCUAUCGACGAGAGCCCAGGUCGAGUCCAAGAGGGCCCACUCUACCACCCUGGACGCAGUCCGUCGUAUUGUCCAGCGAGAGGGCAUCUCUGGACUCUAUUCGGGUUUGGAAUCGGCCCUGUUCGGCAUCAGCGUCACCAACUUCGUGUAUUAUUACUGGUAUGAGUGGACCCGGUCAACUUUUGAGAAGGCGGCCACUCAGGCUGGCCGGGCCUCAAAGAAGCUCACGACGGUCGAGUCCAUGAUUGCAGGUGCGAUUGCUGGCAGUGCGACGGUGCUGAUCACCAACCCCAUCUGGGUCAUCAACACUCGCAUGACGGCUCGCCGGUCCGAGUCGGAGGAACAGACCCUGCCCGGGGCCACCAAGAAGGCCAAGGCAUCCACCCUCAGCACUCUGAUGGAUUUGCUGCGACAGGAGGGCCCCAAAGGUUUGUUCGCCGGUGUUCUCCCGGCGCUGAUCCUGGUGAUCAACCCAAUCCUACAGUAUACCAUCUUUGAGCAGCUGAAAAACGUUGUCGAGCGCCGCCGCCGGAUGACGCCCAAGGAUGCCUUCUACCUGGGUGCUCUCGGGAAAAUUUUGGCCACCAGCAUCACCUAUCCCUACAUUACUAUCAAGAGCCGGAUGCACGUGGCUAGCAAAGGUGGUCCCAAGGAGAGCCUGAAUGGCAGCCUCAAGAGAAUCAUUCGGGAAGAGGGAUGGACGGGACUGUACAAGGGAAUUGGGCCGAAGGUGACCCAGAGUGCCAUUACUGCCGCAUUCCUCUUUGCCUUCAAGGAUGUGCUGUAUGAUAUGAUGAUCUCAAUGCGCAAGAAGAACACUAUCCGCAAGUGA
Penicillium cinerascens is the source of this 960-nucleotide messenger RNA. It is a transcript of the gene pmp47, whose product is annotated as putative peroxisomal membrane protein Pmp47. Gene Ontology annotation, molecular function: coenzyme A transmembrane transporter activity; FAD transmembrane transporter activity; ADP transmembrane transporter activity. The transcript has 3 exons. NCBI's taxonomy places the organism in Eukaryota, Fungi, Ascomycota, Eurotiomycetes, Eurotiales, Aspergillaceae. The coding region runs from base 1 to 960 and encodes 319 amino acids. Gene Ontology annotation, cellular component: peroxisomal membrane. The record is from RefSeq and is a predicted model, not a curated record.